GGCCCUCGUCCUCGGACGCCGUACCGGGGUUGGGCGCAUCCGCCCGCAACACAUUGGAAAGCGUUACUGUGUUAUUUUAUGUCCGCAACUCGAGACGCAGGCGAUGAACGCGUCCCGCCAGGGACCGCACCGCGCACGGUUCCGCCCGCGGUUUUCCACUAGACGGACUCCGACGCUUGUAGACGGGCCACUACAACCGUGGACUGCAACCAUGAGCUCGGCAGUUUCUUUGCUACUGUGAUUGGCAGCGUGCAACGGCCGUCAGAGUGGUUUCAACCCUGAGACAGAGUGAGCUGCGGAAGUGCCUUCGGUGUGUGAUCGUGACGAUGCGAUAAGGGGAGGGGCGGACACGGGCUGGGAACGCAGUGGCGUCUUGGACACGACGUGAAUCGUCAGCUCGAACCACGGUCGCGGCGGCACGCGAGCGCGUCUCUGCUCAGCCAGGGGGGAUUCGCCGGCGCAUUCAUUAGAGGUCGACAAGCGUUUCGACCCGUUCACAUCAUCCGCUUAGCCUCGAGACGUCGGGCUGCAUCGAUGGCGCGGAAACGGACGGCUGCCACCCCGAAGGUCGACGGUUACUUCGAGGCGCGAUACGGACUAAGGCGUGCAAUGAUCGCGGCGUGCGGACUGGCAACCGGGUGUUGCUCGCAGGAGAAACGGAAGUGCAGAAACGUCGCAAGGAGGGAUAAGCCGAAGACACCGUUGAAGAGGCGUCACUCCGGUGCUGAUGUGCAAGAUGGCGCUUCAGCGGCAAUUUGCAACUUCAGCCUUGAUGAAGAUCAAGUCGACACAAGUGCCGAGAAAUCUCUUGUCUCGGCCGUUGUCUUCGAAGGACGAAAACGAAGGAUCCUGCAAGGAAAAACCACGAACGAGGUUCACGCCAGCCAAGACGAUAAAAAACCGAGUGCAGUACUUGAAGCCUCGGCGAGUACCACAAUGCGUCAGCAGGCUGAACAACCAUCAGUUGUUCUCGCAAGGAAAGUGCACCAGCUACGUAAAGGCUGUCCGACUGCAUCUGGCGAGGCGGCGAAGGUGCUGCCAGAAGGUACGCGAGCAACAAGAGCAACGCCGGAAAAGCGUCGAGAGCUAGAUCAGAGAGUGCGACUGCGCAAACAACGGGAAGCGAAUAGGCGUGAGGAAAAUUGUCGGCGUCAAGUCGUCCGAGAGUCACCAGCGCCCGCGAAGCACGGGGCGUGCAGUGAGUCGAAGACUUUGGUUGCUAAAAAAGCAGCUGUAAGCCGCACACGCAGUGCAUCUAACAAGAAGGCAUCGAAGGACCAAGUCAGCGCAAGCAGUGACGUCUUCGGACCCGGUGAGCCCUAUUGUUCCCUGGAUGUGCCGAGAGACGGGGUGCCAUUUUGUGGGCCCGUUGUAUUUGCUCCGCUCUUGCCACCGUCUGCUGUGGUAGAGGGAGGACGUCAAUGCCUUCUGGGCUGCGACUCAACUGAUCCGCAGGGGAUAUUGACGACAUCGGUUACCGUCACUGGUUGCAGUGAAGUACCGUGUGCAUUAACCCAAGAGACAUCCAGUCGGGGUACAGGCAAGAUGAUAUCUGAGAAACCUCAGCAGCCCAUCUUUGCGAUGGAAACGCCGCUCAUUGAACAUUCUGUAGUUGGAAGCGGUGAUGUCCGUCGAAGCUGUGCUUUUGACAGAGAGGAUCGGAAGCUUGAUGGCAAUGCAUGUGUCGUGUUCUCAAGUUACUGCGAAGAUGUUCACACAGCUGAGCAUAGAGCUUGUCGACGGGAUGUAUGCCUAGAGCUGACUGAAGAGGAUUGUCGACCAACGGCCGUCCCACUGAUCUCGCCUACUCGCUCAGCAGAUGGCGGGAGUGACUUGGCUGCUGCAACGCGUUCGCUUCCGGCACCAGAUGAUCGUACCAAUCCCCUGAGAGCUCGAGAGUUGAGUGCGGCGGUAAGCAAGCAUGCCAGUGCAACGAGCGCCAGUAUCGGCCUUCCGGACUUUGCUCAAUCAGAAGCGCCCGACAGUUCUGCCAACGCAGCUACCAUUGCCGAGUUUCAUUGUGGCCAAAAGGGCACAAUGACCUCGAGACGCAUUCGCGAAGAAACUGAUGCAGCCGAUGGUAUCGCUCGUCCGCAUGAACCAGUGUUUGGACUCGUCAGCUCGCCACAAAAGGACUGUCAGUCUUCGCUGAUCUCAUUUGACGAUGGUAGCAGCAUUGCUGCGGACGAUAAAUGCGCUUUGUCGCAAGGUGGGUCAGAAGAUGGGGACGCGAUUUUCGGUGCUGAACGCGUGUCCUCCGGGGCGAGGAAGAGAGCAGGUGAUGUGCAGGUUGCCUCUGGAAUCGUUCCAGGUCAGGACACACGGCCGACUAGUCUCGGACUUCUUGUUGGCCCCGAAAAAUAUUCAUCGCGAAACUGUCCGGCAGACGAGAACAUGACGCUUGAGUUAUGUGCAGAUAGUAAUGUGCCUGCACCAGAAGGCGUUGCUUCCAGUCUUGUCCAAUCUGCAGAGGAUGAGCAGUGCAAUGAACAACGGAGACAGUGCUGGGACGUAAUGCGCAACAACAUUUCCCCUGAACCAAGUAGGGGUGGUGGAGAUGAAAUGAAUACUCAAACCAAGAUCCUGCUUUCUUUUCAAAGAGCGUCCGUCGACAAACACACGUCUGACACUGAACCCGAGAGCCCCCUUUUAUAUCAGCAAAGGAACUCUGUAAAUGGAGAAAAUGGAAUUGAGUUGUUUGCAAGCCCUUCUGCUGAGAGGAGGCAGUCCGGGUACCGCGACAUUUUUUGUGAAUACGAGAAAAUUCCGAACGAGCGAAGUCAUUCCCCAUAUGACACUUCCGAACCGAGUCUUCAUGCGGCUGAUAGAGCUCUUCUCGAACCCGGAAACAGCGUUGCGUGUUUAGAAAGGCGGCUUGCCGAUGGUGACAGACGUGGUGUGUGUCCCGAGUACCAGAAGGUUACUUAUCUGCAGAGGCAAUCUAGACACACCAACCUCAACCUCAUUGGUGAGUCCGAAAAUAAUACUUCUUUGGGGAGGAGUUGUGCCACUGACGGAUGGCUUGACAGGUCGGAACGCUUGCCUUCUCAGCGGAGACAGUCUGUGCAUGUUGGCGUUCCAGCUACAACUUACGAAAACGGCACGUCUCGGCAGCGAUGGUGCGAUGGUGAUGAUUUGCUUCUCGAGUCAAUGGUCUUGGAUUCUCCAAAGAUAACAACGUCCGAACAGGGUGUUCAGGUUGAGCGCCAAACCUAUCCGCACGAGCCUAUGGAGUCUCCAGUUCCUAUUCCCGACAGCUUCCCCCUACAGCAAAGAUUGAGUAGGCUUCCUGACCAUAGGAUUUUUGUAUCAGCCGAGUCUGAGGAGUCUGCUGCUGCGCGGACACAAUUGGCAGACGAGGAAAUUGACGAUCUUGAAAACUAUCUUACCCAGCGGACGUGGCGCGGAUCCAGUUUGGUUUCUGCUUUGGAGAGCUUGCCGUCUUUGCGGAGGCGGUCUGCACUUGAGGAAAGGCUUGUUGCGGAGUCGGAUAAUCUUUCCUCUGGGCUUGGCCAGUCAGUAGAUAACCCGUCUAGUGCCUCUGAGGAAUUUCUUCGUCUGCGCAGAAAUGAAGGCAUCGAUGGCACGGUUGUUCAAUCUCAGUGCUCACUUCGUCUACAGACACAGCCUGACAGUAAUGAUACCUUUCCUUCCCAGCCCGCCGACGAAGGGCCUGUUUCACAGCGCCAGGACAUUCCAUCUUCGGAAAGUCGAUAUACUGACGACAGCGCGCCCUUUGAGGCUAUCCAGCCCGAGAGGCUUCCUUCUUUUUCGGUGAAAUACAACGCUAUCGGAGGGCGUGUGUCCGAACGCUUUUCUUCACUUCAAAGGGGACCUGAUACCCGCAAGAGCGUUUUCCAGCAAACGCAAUGCGCGCGUGAGGAACCCCUGCCUGCUGCCCAAACCGAGAAUCUGCCUUGUGAGCGGACACAUGCGGACGACGACGUUCUUGUCGUGUCAGAAAAAUUUCCUGUUUGGUUUGGUAGGUCAGCCGCAUUUUCUGAGCGUACAAACAAUGCACGUAUGCUUAAGGCGCAUCGACGGGAUCAUAGACAGACCGUUCCCCUACGGUAUGUACAUUAUCCCCCCUUAGUUGAGUCUGAGCGGCCCGCUUCCUUGCGGAGACGUCGGGCAGUUGACACACUUGCGUUGGAAAGCAUUCCUUGCCAAUAUAGGGCGUCUGCUAGCGAUGAGCCAAGUGCAGUGUCUGAUGGCGCUGCUUGUUUUCAAAACCAGUCUGCAGAUGAGGACCUGAUCAUCGUGUCCGAAUUAUUUCCCCUUUCGUGGAAUGGCUCUGGAGCCGACGAUGAUGAUGAUGAUGUGAUUAUUGAAUCUUGGGAUUCUGACAGUGGGAGAGGAGAGUCAUCAAGCGAUUUGUCGGAGACCUUCUCCUCAUUCGAACGAAGAUGGUCUGGACAUUACGAUGUCCCUGCCUUGUUCGGAGGCCAUACUUCUUGGCCAAUCCGCCCCUUCCACCGAGGUUGUUCCGGCAUGACACCAGGUUCAUCUGGCCAGGUCACGGCGCACAGCGAACAGGAGGCGGCUUCUACACCCGGCGAAAGGACCAACGCCUACGACCUCACAGAGUGCGUGCGCGCCGGUUUGUUGUCACUCAACGUCAAGACCGCUGUUUACGUGCUUCGGGUGUGCCGUGAAGAGGAGGCAGAGCGGCGAGUACUUCGCCUCUACAGUGAGUGCCAACGCAGCCAAUCGAGUGAAGCAUGCGCCGCGCAAAUACGCGGUAUAUUGCAGUCUGCCAUCGAACGUAAGAGCCAGCAAUGGAAGAGGAUAAAGACAUCGCUUCGUGCUAUAGGCAACCUGGGGGGUCAGUUCCCAGACCCGCGAGACUGCGGCGAACGGCCGUUAACUGACCUACAACAUCUCACAAGAAGCUUCGAGAAUUAGACGAAAGGGUCCCUCCAGUUUCGUUAUCGAGUGUGGCUUUUGUAGUCAGCGCCACAUGUAUCUCUAGUUGACAUAUUUGUGAAAUUUGUUUCCGUCUUUUUUUUUGCGCUUUGGCUAAUGCACCGUCAGAGUUCUGUAAUAUUCUGUUUGUGGAUAUUCUCUUGCCAUGGCAUUUCUGCUGUCACUGUGCUGCGUUUUGCGCUGUGUUGUGCUGUGUGUGCAAUGAACGGUACAAUAAAUGUUUGUGACUAAGCUA
Dermacentor andersoni is the source of this 5161-nucleotide messenger RNA. The record is from RefSeq and is a predicted model, not a curated record. NCBI's taxonomy places the organism in Eukaryota, Metazoa, Arthropoda, Arachnida, Ixodida, Ixodidae.